AUGACCGAUUAUAACCGAAGCCUCGAGGUUGAGAAGAUUGGCCUUAGCCAAGACAAAGCCCAUUUUUCGUCGAGGCUGGACGAGCUGGAGACCACCGUAUCCCAACUCCGGGGGGAACUGGAUUUGGUGAAGGCCGAUGCAGCGGGCCUAGCCGAGAGGAACCAGCUACUGGAAUCCGACACCGCUCUGUAUAAAGAACGUAUGAGAGUUUUUGAAGGGAAAGCCGAGGAUCGGUCUCGGAUAUGUGAGGGCUUGAAAGCCGAGAUGGAGGAGGCGGUGAGCGCCAACGAUGUUCUUAAGGCUGAGCUAGAAGCUGCUGUUCACAUGAGGAAUAUUGCUGUGGCGAACCGGGCCGAGCUGGAGACUAAGUUAGCUAAAGCCGAGGCUGAUUUAGAAGAAGCCUGGAAAGGCGUUGAGGCUGCCGAGGCUCAUACUGCCAUCUUCGCCGAUGGAAUGUCUCUUCACCAUGUUGCUACUUGA
Messenger RNA from Lycium barbarum (goji berry), 480 nucleotides. RefSeq lists its product as uncharacterized. The coding region runs from base 1 to 480 and encodes 159 amino acids. Lineage: Eukaryota; Viridiplantae; Streptophyta; Magnoliopsida; Solanales; Solanaceae. The record is from RefSeq and is a predicted model, not a curated record. The transcript is spliced from 2 exons.